This is a messenger RNA of Exophiala dermatitidis NIH/UT8656, 954 nucleotides long. RefSeq lists its product as uncharacterized. The coding region runs from base 1 to 954 and encodes 317 amino acids. The transcript is spliced from 2 exons. Lineage: Eukaryota; Fungi; Ascomycota; Eurotiomycetes; Chaetothyriales; Herpotrichiellaceae. The record is from RefSeq and is a predicted model, not a curated record.
AUGGUUCAAACACGCUCCCAAGGAAAGGCGAAUCAUGAUCCUCAGCCAUCAAAAGCAGGGGCCGUCAAGUCCAGUCCCGGUGGGACUGGGACGACGGGACAGAAGAGCCACAUACCGGAAAAGCGAUCGCACAGCAAGACCAAGACCGAAGCCGAUGCGUCCGGUUCCAACACUGGCACGUCCAAAAAGGUCAAUACUGGUCCAACUACACACAAAAAGCCAAAGCACGAAAAAGAGGAAACCAAAGAUGUAGACACCAAAUCCGGGUCCAAGGCCCCUCCUGCUGGAGGAGGGGAAUCGAAUUCCAAAAUAUCCAAACUCAUCUCGACAUACGGCACCCUCUUUCUUUCAAAUACAGAUGUCAAAGACCCUCAAUCUCCAACACCAGAGACAAUGCUCGCUUUACUACUCAACGCCAUCUUCUCUUCAGCCCGCAUCUCGCAUGACCUGGCGGCAAAGACACUCGCCACGGCCGUCAAGAACGGGUAUCAUAAGAUUGACGUCCUGAAGAACUCCACAUGGGAUGAACGGACAAAAGUGCUUACUGAGGGCGGGUAUACGAGGUAUCGCGAGAAGACGGCCACUGCUCUAGGGGAGUUGGUGGAGUUUUUGGAGGAAAAGUAUCAAGGCGACCUCAACAACCUUUUGCCGGGAUCCGAAACCGACUCAUCACCCUCAGAGGUGCGCAAGCGACUAAAAGAAAUCAAAGGACUGGGAGACGUCGGAGCCGACAUCUUCUUUGACACUGCGCAGGGUGUCUGGCCUUGUUUGGCCCCAUUUAUCGAUCCGCGCAGCGCCAAAACCGCAGAGGCGAUUGGAAUCCCGGGCGAUGCUCACGUUCUGUGGGAAAGUAAGGAGGUUAAUAGGGAUCCGAUGACCAUGGCUCGACUUGCUGCUGCUUUGACGACUGUGCGGUUGGAGAAAAGGGAGGGUGAGUUCAGAGACGAGACCUGA